AUAAUCUUAAGCAUAAGUGUAAUAAUCAUCUUUAAAACUAAAAGUUAAAAAUUAAAAACAAAAUUGUGGUUAAGUGAAAAUAUAUAUUAAUGCAUCAAAUACCUAGGAAAAGAAUAGGCAAAUAUUUGCCUCACAUGAGAUAGUGAUACAUUAAGUGUUCUAGAAAAGGGCAAAAAGUUGCCACACAAUGACAACACCACAAGAUUAGGCGAGGGAGCUUGUCAUAGCUUAAGUUUUUCUAACAUUAAGAGUUAGUCAUAUCUAUUAAAGGUGAUUUUUAUUGUCUUUUGAAUCUAUCAACUGUGGAUGCAGAUUAUUAUUUAAAUAUAUAAAUAUAUAUUUUUUGUAAAUCAUGUAUGCUUGUAAUCAAGUAAAUAAGAUUAACUCUGCCUCUUCUACCAAAUGGGGUUUCGUUACCACAAGAAUAAUAAGUUGUUAUGUAACAAUACUUAUAAAAAUAAAACAAAAAAUAUAUUUUUAAAACGAGUUUGUAUAAAAAUUAAAAAAAUACAUAAUCUAUUUUGUUAAUUGUCAAAAAAUUUCAAAUGAAUUAGUUUUUAUGUUUUUUACUUUUUAAUUGUUGGUUUAGAAAACUUAAAAUAAGUAAAAAUUAGCAAUAAUAAAUUUCAACUUCUUUAAAAAAAAUAAACAAGAAAAAGAGCUGUGCCAAACGGCAACGGCAGGAGGCAAACGGCUUCGACCUCCUGAAAAUGGCGAGAGGGCUUUGUUCCCGCCGUUUUCUCCUUCCAUCUCUCUUCGCUAUCACAGAAACCCAAUUGCAGAUUCCAAAAUCACCUUUCAGAUUCCAGCCUCCUCAUGGUUCUGCGUUGAUCAGUUCGAGAAAUCCAGUUAAUUCGUGCGCGGUCUUUCAAGCAUCACGGUCAUAUGCUCGUAAUGGACGCCCACAUUAUGAUCUCUUUGGGAAUAGAAGACCAGGAGACGAGGAAUUCAGCAAAGCCUGGCAGAAAGAAAUGGAUGAAGAGAGCUCCCUGUGGACAGCAAGUGAGGAUGAAAGUGACAGUGAACAAGGCCGUGAUCGACUUGAAGAAGAAAUCAGGAGAGUCAAACAACAGGCAAAGGAGCAUUCUGACCUCAUCGAUGGUGAUGACAGUGAUGAGUUGAGAAGUGUAUGGUCUGGAAGUGACGAGGAGAAGACUUUGUGGACUGGUGAUGAAGAUGAUGAUGAUGACGAUAUUCCAACGGAAGCCUACCCAAAUGAGAAAAGUGAUGCAUAUAUAGAUAAAUUGUUCGAGUUUGAGGAAGCCCCGAAAUAUCGGACACUUUCAGAGCUACUGAAAGCGGAGCAGGAACCAGAGGAAUUGUCCCCAGGGAAACAAGCUAGAAAAAUUGCAGUUGAGAAUGCCCUGAGGAAGUUGAAGAAGGGGCCAGAUGGGCGGUAUACAAAUGUCUGGGAGGUCAUGAGUGAUUUGGACAUUUUGAUAGGAGCAUUUGAAAACAUUAUUUCAGGGCCAGAGUAUGCAGAACUUAGACAGGGAGGGCCUAAGAGAUUAAAUAUCGAGUUCUUCAAGGACAUACAAGCAAAAAUGAGGGAUCCAAACUAUAAGUUCUCGCCAGAGUUGAAGUUGAAACCAAAGAGCAAGCUGGUCCCAAGAAAGAAAUGGCAGAAAGGAGAAUCGAGACGAAGGAAAGCACGGAAGCGCUAAGGUGUAGUGUUUGUCCUUUGGAUUGUUUUAGAAUUGUCAGGAUGACGUGGCUCUGUUGUCCUGAAAGCCCACCAGCAUUUUCAUCUUAUCAAGGAAUCCUAACGGGCUGAAAAACAUCUUAUAUUUGUCUUCCAACACAUCUGAACCCAUUUAGAGUGUAUGUGUAGUGCAGUAUCUUAUACAAUCCUGCUGCAGCACAAAGCAUCUGCAAUGAAACAGAAAAUAACAAAGGAAAGCACAUCCAUGACAAGCAGAAAGCAGCAUCCAGCAUCGCAUUAACUAGGUGUUAUUACUCUGAUUGAUGGAUGCGUUAAAACUGUGAUUUCAGAGUAUACAACGUAUCUGAACUUUUUUUUUUUUUUUUUAUAUACUUGGCUUAGUAUACUUUUUUCUUGUGUUGGGGUCCUUGGGGAUCUCAAGACUGUAUUCUGCUACUCCAAAAAGGAAAAUUCAAACAAAAUU
Molecule: messenger RNA, 2126 nt
Organism: Diospyros lotus (date-plum)
Lineage: Eukaryota; Viridiplantae; Streptophyta; Magnoliopsida; Ericales; Ebenaceae
Exons: 3
Coding region: 711-1664 (317 amino acids)
Source: RefSeq, a predicted model, not a curated record